This is a messenger RNA of Aedes albopictus (Asian tiger mosquito), 3532 nucleotides long. RefSeq lists its product as uncharacterized. Bases 247 to 3288 code for a protein of 1013 amino acids. The transcript is spliced from 10 exons. Gene Ontology annotation, cellular component: membrane. The record is from RefSeq and is a predicted model, not a curated record. Lineage: Eukaryota; Metazoa; Arthropoda; Insecta; Diptera; Culicidae. Gene Ontology annotation, molecular function: calcium ion binding.
UUCUUUCUAGCUAUACAUCUUGAGUGCUACAUACCCACCCUGAGAUGAUCGUUGGUAAAUCGGCGGCUCAGCGGCGAGAGCAACUGACAUCCACAUCCACCGUCAGUUCAGUUCAGUGAGAUUUCCCAUCGCGUUCGGAAACACAGAUUUGGGCGCAAGUCGAACGGGAAAACGGAGCUCUACCAUAGCGGAGGGCAACUCGGCUGCGGAGGCGGAGUUUGAAGCAGGCCCCGGCGUCUCCGGAAGAUGGAGGACAGCAAGCCACUGUUCGAGAGCAAGCACUGCCUCUCGCUAAAAUGUGUUCUAUUUCUAUUCUAUGGAGGUUUGGGAUGCAUCUAUCCCUUCCUCCAGUCCAAUAUGGCCCACAAGGGCUUUGACUUCAACGAGAUCUACUCGAUAUCGGUCAUCAUUCCGAUUGCGGCCCUGUUCGGUCCGUUGGUGUUCGCCGUGCUGGUGGACAAAUGGGCCACGUCCAGCGCGUUUGCCUAUGGCAAGCGGGUUCGCAUCCUGACGGCGGUAAGUCUGAUCGCAUCGAUCGUACUCUACGUGCUGCUGAUGUUCGGUGUCAGCCGGAAUCCUCCUCCGGGCGUGUGCUCGCCCCGGGUGAACUUCAUGUGCAACAAGAAGGGAGCUUACCUGAUGCAGGAGAAAUGCACGGCUGAAGGUGUGUGCCACGAUUGGGACUACAAUAAGGCUGGAUUGCUGAGCUUGGAAAACUGUGCCUACAAGUGCCAGCAGGAUGUUCAAUUCGACAGCACUUGCUAUCAACGCUUGGAGCUGGACAGACGCUUGGCUUCCGUUCAGGAUCAGGACAACGAUGGUGACGAUUCCGGCGAUGUGGUGGAAGAAUCGGAAACAAUUCGUGCGGACGAGGGAAGCGGCGAUGGUGGUACACCGAACAGCAAUGAUCUGGACGGGGAUGGUAUUCCUAACGAUCAGGAUCCGGAUGACGAUAAUGACGGAAUCCCGGACUCGCAGGAUAACGACGACGACAAUGAUGGAAUUCCGGACGCGGAAGAUAUGGACGAUGACAACGAUGGAGUUCCGGACAGUAAAGAUCCGGACUCGAAGAUGCUGGCGAACGAUUUGGAUGGCGAUGGAAUUCCAAAUGAUCAGGACGACGACGAUGAUAAUGACGGCAUUCCGGAUGCUCAAGACGAUGACGAUGACAACGAUGGAAUCGUCGAUGCUGAGGAUGAAGAUGAUGAUAAUGAUGGCGUUGCGGAUAGCGAGGAUUCUGAUUCAAAAUCUCGUGGCAAUGAUCUUGAUGGCGACGGAAUCCCCAAUGAUAAGGAUGACGACGAUGAUAACGAUGGUAUCCCGGACAGUGAAGAUCUAGAUGAUGAUAACGAUGGUGUUCCUGAUGUCCAAGAUACUGACGAUGACAAUGACGGUAUUCCGGACUUCAAAGAUAAGGAUUCGAAAUCGAAGAUUAAUGAUUUGGAUGGAGAUGGUAUUCCUAAUGAAGAAGACGACGAUGAUGACGGAGAUGGAAUUCCAGAUGCAGAAGAUGACGAUGAUGAUAAUGAUGGAAUCAAGGAUGACGAGGAUAUCGAUGAUGACAACGAUGGUAUUCCGGAUGAUAAGGAAGGUCAGCCCAUAAGCAACGAUCUUGAUGGAGAUGGUAUCCCCAAUGACGAGGACGAUGAUGACGACAAUGACGGCAUCCCAGAUACGGAAGAUCAGGAUGAUGAUAAUGAUGGUAUUCCUGAUGCUGAAGAUGUUGACGAUGAUAACGAUGGCAUUCCGGAUAUUUUGGAUGCUAACUCUCGUAAUGCUAAUGAUCUGGACGGUGAUGGUAUUCCGAAUGAUCAAGAUGAUGAUGAUGACAAUGAUGGUGUUAAAGAUGCGGACGACCAUGAUGAUGAUAACGAUGGAAUUCCGGAUGCCGUGGACAAUGAUGACGAUAAUGAUGGAAUUCUGGAUAAUGAUGAAGAUUCGUCCAAAUAUGCCGCACCGCAGAUUUGCCAUGACCCUGCGGUUGAUAGCUCGGACGAAGAUGACGAUGACGAUGAUGAUGAGCAAUGUUAUACGUAUAGUGGAAAGAAAAUCCAAGUUAAGGCAUCCGUUGACGAACACAGCGAGCGGGAUGAUGUUGAGGAGUGCCUGUAUCCCUUAGAUGGAUUUAAGUGCCACAUUGAUAAAGCCUGGGUUAAAGAGCAAGAACAGGGCUGUAAGCCUGUCAUUGAAUGUGCUCUGGGUGACCCAUAUUCACACAACACAAGUCUUCUCUACGGAACUGAAUGUGACGGCGAUGAAGACAAUGACGGUGACGAUGAUCGUGGCGAUUCGACGUACUAUUACUACUUGUCGGUCCGCUCCCUGCUGGACUUUUUCUUAUUGUCAGCUCUCACUUUGUUCAACACCAUUAUCAUCGUUACCACCCGAGACGCAUCCACGGGAAUCGCCGAUUUCGGACGCCAGUUGGUUUGGGGAGCGAUUGGUUGGAUCAUCUUCUUCAACGACGAUUAUGAGCAACCGUACUUCUGGUUCAUCAUCCUGAACACGAUUGCUGCCGUUAUUUUGCUCAGUCCCCUUCAGAUGGAUCUUUCACCUCCCGAGGAAUGGUGGAAGUUCAAGACUGUUCCGCAGAAGUUCUUUUCCGCUCCGGCAUUCAUCAAGUAUGCCAAACAGUGUUGGCUACCUUUCCUUAUUACCGUUGGCCUGGGAUCGCUGUGGAGCAUCAUCGACUCGAUCGACAAAUCGCACAUGGUGGACAUCCCUAAGGACGCCUCAGCCGAGGAACCCGUCUUCAGAACCGUUUUCAGAACCAUUUUGUUGGCCGGUGAUCUUCUCGCCAUUCCGGCAUUGAUUUUCUCUCAGCGAAUCAUCGAAGUCUUCGGCACCUGUAAGAUCCUCGUAGCGGCUUUCCUCGCGUUGGUGCUACGUUUCAUUUUGCUGGCAAUCUUUGACUGGGAAUACUGGGAUAUCAUCGAGGAUGCCUUACUUCCGGCCACUCUCGGUUUGACCUGGGUAACCCUCGUGCUGCACUUCCGCGAUGUACUCCCGCGAAAGGUAACCGCCAUCGCCCAGUCUUUGCCGGUGAUUGCACACUUUGGAUUUGGUCGGUUCUUCGGGGCUUUGAUCGGUAUUGAAUACCAUUACGAUGAUCUGGAAAAUGACUAUGAGAUUUUGGCUGGAUGCCUGUUUGCCAUUACAAUCAUUAGCAUCGUGCUGUAUCGCUAUCGGGAGAUGGUCCUGAGCUACGUCGGGCAGUACAUACCGGCGUUGAAGCCAUGCGAAAAGGAGAAGGUUGUAAAGGUUGGAAAAGGAGAAACCGAUGUUUGAUGUGGCUGACUGUAGGAUAACUAUCGGAUAGAUGAAAUGUUGUAUAGGGGAUCUCUGCGAACUUUCGGAAAAGCGGAAAGGGAGAGAUGGUAACGAAUCGGGAGGUUGGGACGCUAGUUUAAGCAAAGCGGUUGUGUUUGAGAUUUAAGUUUUAUUUGUAACAUUUUGUUAACUUAUACACAAGACAUGUUUAGAUGUGAAUAAAGACUUUGUUGAUUGGCGUUAAUAAAAGAGUAGAACUCUA